CAUUUUCUUCUCUGAUUGAACACAGCCCAUUAUCUUGAAUCCAACAAGAAAGAUAACUAUGGCUUCAAGAACCAUCGCCAAAGAUAUCAUCACUCUCAGGGGUUCCGCCGCUAUAGUCAGCGAAUUCUUUGGUUAUGCUGCAAACAGUAUUCUAUACAACCGCGGAGUCUAUCCAGAAGAAAGUUUUGUCAAGGUCAAGAAAUAUGGGCUCUCAAUGUUGCUUACUCAAGACGAGGGUGUCAAAUCCUUCCUCUCUAACCUAACCGCCCAGCUAUCAGAAUGGCUAGAAGCAGGGAAGUUACAGAGAGUUGUUCUGGUGAUAAUGACAAAGGCUACUUAUGAAGUACUUGAGAGAUGGAAUUUCAGUAUAGAGACUGACAAGGAGGUGGUUGAGAAAGGGGUUUCCAUGGAAAAAAGUGACAAAGAAAUUAUGAGAGAGAUUCAAGCCAUCAUGAGACAGAUCGCAUCCUGCAUUACUUACUUACCAUGCCUCGAUGAACCCUGUGUUUUUGACGUUUUAGCUUACACCAAUAAAGAUGUUGCAGUCCCAUUUACCUGGAUUGAGAGUGACCCUAAACUGAUCACCAACCCACAAAUGGUGAAAUUGCAUUCCUUUGAUACCAAGAUACACAAGGUUGAUACACUUGUCUCAUACAAGUAUGAUGAAUGGGACGAGUAGUAGCAUUCUUCGCCUGGAACAAUCUGUUUUGGUGAUGUCUUAGUGAAUUCUGUGUGAAUCCAUUAUUCACAUAUCGGGAU
Telopea speciosissima is the source of this 759-nucleotide messenger RNA. Its product is annotated as mitotic spindle checkpoint protein MAD2-like. Lineage: Eukaryota; Viridiplantae; Streptophyta; Magnoliopsida; Proteales; Proteaceae. The record is from RefSeq and is a predicted model, not a curated record. The transcript is spliced from 7 exons. Gene Ontology annotation, cellular component: cytoplasm; kinetochore; nucleoplasm. Bases 59 to 679 code for a protein of 206 amino acids. Gene Ontology annotation, biological process: mitotic spindle assembly checkpoint signaling.